This is a messenger RNA of Vitis riparia (riverbank grape), 516 nucleotides long. Its product is annotated as heavy metal-associated isoprenylated plant protein 2-like. Bases 78 to 422 code for a protein of 114 amino acids. NCBI's taxonomy places the organism in Eukaryota, Viridiplantae, Streptophyta, Magnoliopsida, Vitales, Vitaceae. The transcript has 2 exons. The record is from RefSeq and is a predicted model, not a curated record. Gene Ontology annotation, molecular function: metal ion binding.
AUUCACAACUUCCACAGCAGCUUGUUCUACUCCAUUUUCCUAUGCUUACAGUUAGUACAGUUCUGUACUAAAAAACCAUGUCAAAGAAAACUGUUGUGUCAGUGGAACUACUCUGUUCAAAGUGCAGACAGAAGGUCAUGAAGUUAAUUGGUGCAAUAGAAGGGAUAACUUCUGUUGUUCUUGACCCUUCAAAAAAUACAGCCACAGUAAUUGGAGAAGCUGAUCCAGUGAAAAUUAUCAAACAGGUGAGGAAGUUCAAAAGAUCUGCAAUGAUUGUGAGUAUAGGUCCUCCCAAGGAAGAGAAAAAGGAUGACAAGUCUGUGUCCUCCCAAGUCCAUAUUCAUAGCCUUCCCAAGAUCUGUCAGGGUUGUGAUGUCUGGUACAUGGUCGGUGCAGAUUAUCAUAUAUGUUCAAUUCUGUAACUAAGAAACCCAUGUCUCAUGGAUCUCUGUAUUCAUUACGAGUUUAGCUCAUGUAGUUCAGCCAUUUGAACAGAUAAAAUUUUUCUCCUUUUCC